This is a messenger RNA of Bemisia tabaci, 2347 nucleotides long. The record is from RefSeq and is a predicted model, not a curated record. Lineage: Eukaryota; Metazoa; Arthropoda; Insecta; Hemiptera; Aleyrodidae.
UUGAGGUUUGUAAAAAUGUGUCCUUCUUACGAUGGUGCGUCGGAGGCCAACCUAAUCGCACAAUGUUAACCAUAUGAGGUCUCCCUGAAGAACGACAAAGAAUAUGACCCAAAUUUGUAAAGUCAAGUUUAAAGAUAUGACGCAGCCAAAAUUCCACACAGUCGAGUAGGCAAGAAUCAUAAAAGCUGUUCAAAUUGUCAUUUCUCAGAUAUGAAAACUUUCGAAAAACAGUCGCAGGAAUUCGUCGUUAUGUAAGUGUAAAAUACAUCUGUCACUCACUUCAUAUCUUCAUAUCUGAAGGACACCUAAUUUACUGAAUGAGAGCGAUCAAUCAAACAAUCUAGAAGGUCUAAUUUAGAAAAAAAUUGACUCUGUUAAAAGUGAAUACCGAAUAGUACAAAUUGAUUAGUGCUACACAAUUUCAGGCAAGCAUCGACGUUUUUCAUUUUCAUUUUCCUCCUACAGUGAAGUGUUAGAAGGUGAGAUUUUUGUGCGACUACAAGAAAAGGUUAUUGUUUUACCCGACUGUAUUGACUUGAAUUUUCAAAAAGAAUUUUUUUUUUUUAAAUGACAGUUUGGAGACGGAUUCUAGAUUAGAACCUUUUGCGCUGGAGAGGCUCCUGAGGUAGGAAAAAAAAUUGGCCCCCUAAAUUUGCAAAAGGGAUCUGCCUCUGUAAAGUUUAAACUACCUCUGUAAACUUUUUUUAUGAGGAGACAAAAAAAAGGUACCGAGAGAAAAUAUGAUUCCCAUAUCCAUUUUCAUCAUUCUAUCACUGGGAGUUCUGCAGACAGAGGCCUUUAAAAUUUUAGUUUUCUUCCCGAUGCCAUCAUACAGCCACCAACGUGCCAUAUUAUCCUUGACGGAGAGGUUAGUGAGAGACGGCCACGAAUUGUUCGUUAUUAGUCCUAAUGCAGUGCCGGGUUUGGAGUCGCAUGCUAACUACACGUAUGUGGACGUUUCUUUUGCUUACGAAUACUUUGGGGACCCGAGUAAAGACAAAAACAAAGAUGAGACUACGGAUCUUCAGACUAGAAUUUCAAAGUGGGAACUUCCUCGCACGUGCAUCACGGUGGCGAGUAUUGCCAGAAAGCAAUUUGAGAGUGAGGCUUUUCGUAACUUCAUAAGACGCGUGGAAACAGAGCGCAUUCGAUUUGAUGUGGCGAUCAUCGAGACCUGGUUUACACCCUUCACGUGCGCAUUAACUCGUCUAAUUUCUGGAUCCACCCCGAUCAUAUCCAUGUCAACGGUGAAUGCAGACAUAAUGGCCGAAGACUCCUUGGGUAGCAUCACCCACCUAUCAUUCGUGCCGGCAAUAUUCGGUGAAUUCACUCAUAGAAUGAGCUUAUGGCAAAAAAUAGAAAAUUGGAUUUAUCAUUUCUAUUACACUCAUACGGUGAAAAACGCCAUGGAUUUGGCGGCCAGGAGUUACUUCAGAGAUAAUUUUGGUCCUAGUUCAGAGCGCUUGGUUGAUGGCUGCUUUUCCAACGCCAGCUUGUCGAUUGUCGUUUCAAACUCGGUGUAUUCCUAUCCGAGACUUUUGGGCCCGAAUGUCAUCGAAACUGGACCUUUGCACCUAAAACCACCCGGGAGAUUGCCAAAAAAUUUACAAGACUGGCUUGAUGGUGCGGAGAAAGGUGUAAUUUUUUUCAGUCUUGGAAGCAAUAUGAGAAGUAAAUCGUUACCUGUGGUCGCAAGAGACAAUUUGUUGAAAUUUUUCAAGGAAUUGCCACAAGGAUACAGGGUUUUGUGGAAAUGGGAGCUUGAUGGAAGAAUCCCCGGACAAUCAAACAAUAUACUCACUCAAAAAUGGAUGCCGCAGGAAAGCGUUCUGGCACACCCAAAAGUGAGAGUGUUCAUCACACAAGGAGGACUGCAGAGCUUCCAGGAAGCUGUGCAUUACGGAGUGCCAACGGUUGGCAUCCCGUGGUUUGGAGAUCAGGAGUUCAUCGCCGCCAAAAUGGUAGACGCUGGAGUAGGCGCACAGUUAUUGCCGUCGGAUCUCUAUUCUUAUGAGAAAAUAAAGGCAGCUCUUGAUAUGGUGUUGUAUGAUAAGAGAUUUUUGAAGAACAUGCAGAGGCUUUCUGCUAUAUCGCGCGAUUUUACUGCUCAAGCAAUGGAUAAAGCCGUGUUCUGGGUGGAGCAUGUAGCUCGUCAUGGAGGGGCAUCUCACUUGAGACCAGCAACCGCUGAUACAACACUCUUUCAGUACUUUUGCUUGGAUAUAAUAGCCGUUAUACUGUUUCUAAGUUCCCUCAUUAUGUUUGCUACAUAUAGGGUAUCCAGAUUUGUUAUUUUAUUCAUGAUCUCAGACAAAUUGACGAAAAAAAUAAAGAAUUCUUAACUGAG